AUGGUUCAGAAACAACAAGGCAAGGUGUACGAGGCUCCUAUAGCCAACACCAUCAAUAUUGAGGGAUCCGUGAUUUUGUCUAUUCUCAGGCACACUUCCGAGAACUUUCCUUCUCUAUUCUCCGGUUCCCUCAUGGGAUUUGAGGACGACGAGGGUACCAUCGAUAUCACCCACGCUUACCCAUUCCCAUACCCAGAUCAAUACGAGGGUGGCUCCUUCCGCUCAAAGAGUGGAUCCAAGUACCAGCAAGAGAUUUUGGAGUCGUUGAAGUCCUUGGAUGAAGGCGUCGAAUUCCAGGGUUGGUUCCAGUCCACCGUGUCUGGUAACUUUAUCACCUCCUCCUUGGUUGAUGCUGUUGCUCAACAACAGCUUAACAACAAGAACUCUUUCCUUUUGGUACACAACAUGGUGUCAGUUGGAAAGGGCGUUGACUUGAAGGCCUUGAGAUUGUCUGAGAACUUCCUCACCACAUACUUAGACGGUAAAUGGAAGACGAAAGACUUGGAGAGCCACAAAUUGUCCUACCUCAAUAUCUUUGAUGAGACUCCGAUCAACAUUCACAACCAGCACUUGGUCAACUUGUUCUUGGCUUCCAGCGAGGACACUACUUUGUCAAAUGAAUUCGACACCUUGAACUUCUCGUCCAACUCGAACAUCACCACACAAUUGUUGGAGAACUUGUACAGUCAAAUCGACUCCUUCAACUUCGACCAGACUAACUUCAACUACUACCAAAGACUCUUGCAAAAGGAGCACACCAAGAUUCUCCAGUGGAAGCAGAACAGAAAGAACGAGAACACCGAAAGAGCCAAGAUUGGCGAGUCCGAGUUGAACCCGGACGAGUGGCAGUCCAUCUUCAAGUUGCCAACUGGCCCCUCCAGAUUCAAUAACACCUUGUAUUCUAGAGCCAUCGACGAGUUGGCAGACGACAUUUUGAAGAAGUGCGACCAAGAGUUGAUCAAGAGUUUUGCUAUUGAGAGAAAGUUGACUUCUAAUUAA
Molecule: messenger RNA, 999 nt
Organism: Candidozyma duobushaemuli
Lineage: Eukaryota; Fungi; Ascomycota; Pichiomycetes; Serinales; Metschnikowiaceae
Exons: 1
Coding region: 1-999 (332 amino acids)
Cellular component (GO): cytoplasm; cytosol; eukaryotic 43S preinitiation complex
Molecular function (GO): protein binding; metallopeptidase activity; translation initiation factor activity
Source: RefSeq, a predicted model, not a curated record